This is a messenger RNA of Petromyzon marinus (sea lamprey), 2405 nucleotides long. NCBI's taxonomy places the organism in Eukaryota, Metazoa, Chordata, Hyperoartia, Petromyzontiformes, Petromyzontidae. The record is from RefSeq and is a predicted model, not a curated record.
ACACCCUGGCAGCCUGCGCGCGAUCAUGUGGUCGCUCAGGUCGGCUUGUGAUUGGUGGAGCUCUCCCCGCCCUCUUCCCCCGCCCCCCUCUCGCGCUGGUUAUAGAGUCAGGCAAGGUACGCGGCGUCUUUAAAAUUUAACGCUGUUCAUUGUUAAUUUUUAAAUAGAUUUCAAAUUUUACAGCCAUGCCGAGCCUCUCAAAGACGGUGGGCAGCAAGAGGGAAGAGCGCGCCGUGGGAUACAUGAGCCGCUUCGCGCUGGAGCGAGACGAGAGCUCGGACGCCGGCAGCAGCCUCUCCGCUACCGAGGACGAUGACGCCUCCUCGGAGCUUGAUGAGAAUGAUUGUGAAAGGAGAAGGAUGGAGUGUCUGGACGAGAUGUCUGAUUUGGAGCAACAAUUUAUGGACAUCAGAGACCAUAGGCUUUACCGUGAGCGCCUCAAUCAGGUGGACAGCAAACUGGAAGAGGUGACGGCAGAGAGGGGACCAGAGUACAUGGAGCCCCUCAAUGCCCUGAGACGAAACAUGGAGAUCCGCACAGAGGUGGCAGGCGUCUACAGAGAACUGUGCCUCAUUGGUGUAAAAAACAAGUAUGAGUGUGAGAAGCAGGCAGCCAUGCAAAACCUGCAGAAUGAAAAGGUACUUGUGUUUGAAGCUUUGCGCGGGGAUCUUGAAGAAAGAAUCCGCCGUCUGGAGGAGGAUCGAUGCAAUGCAGACAUCACAUCUGAACAAUGGGGUGACGACACGCCCUCCAAGUGGAACAAACGAAAGUCCGAUGUCUUUGGUGCUGCGAAACGAAAGAAGCCCGUGACUGUCGCAAGCCCGUACAUUGUCUACAUGCUGAAGGAGGUGGAUAUACUGGAAGACUGGACUGCAAUCAAAAAGUGCUACAACAACCACUACCCGCACUGGAGGGGCAUUGGUCAAGAGAACAGGUGGAACCAAGACUGAGCAACUUUGAAGGACUUAAAGAAAGGAUGUUCCCCCCCCCCCCCCCCCGAUUACUGGGCAUGCUGGGAUGCUAUAUUACGUUGAGUGUGUUGUGUUUUUUGACAUGGGGGUGGGGGGCGAAACAAUCGCGUUGAUUUGUGUGCCUGCCAUAAAACUUUAGUGUUUGGCAUGUGCUGUAUUAGGAGGGCUCCCCCCCCCCCCACUCCUCUCACUGAUCAUAACCCAUUGUAUAGGCAUGCGGGUUCUAUUAAUGGCGAUAUGCUGUGCAUUGUGUGCCAUGUGCUGUUCAUUCACAAGAGCUGUGCACUGCACAUGUUGGCAGGGUACAAUUGCUCACUAGUUUUCCCACGGGAGACUUUCCCCGUAAGAGAAUGUUUUAAUGGUGAGCUGUAAGUACGGUUGUAUUUCUUUUGCCUGCGGUACACGGGCCAAUAUUUUUUUACGUGUCCAUUCAAUGCAGUUGCUAUCUUCGUAAGUGUUGAAAAUGGUGCUGAGCUGUGCAUUUCCCUAACAAUUUUGAAGCUCUUUAAAAGACAUUUCCGCUAAGAACAGGAAAUGGAAAUUAAUCCAUUGCAUUAUACCUUUGGAAAUUUUGGGAAGUACCCAAUAUACCAAUAGGUAUAGUAAACUAAUGUCAAGUAAGGCAGAGGUUGCAGUAUAACUAGUUCACCUGAACCUAGUGAGGCCAAUACGUGAAACUUAAUGGCAUAAUUAACUACUUUGAAUUUGGUAGGAAAUUAUGCUUAAAUGAUUGAUUUUGUGAUUCAUGUAUGUAUGUAUGUGCAGUGUUUUACGAGUGUAAAUAGCCAUUUUUGACAUUGGUAUAUUCAUUCAUGUGCAGUAUAAACAUUUUUAUGCAAUGCAGUUUUUAAAAAAAGAAGUGUUUUUUUUUUACUAUCGAAAUAAUAUUGAGAAUUUAUUUUCACAGCUAAGUCAGCUUUGUUUAGGAAUCACCUGAUUGGUUUAUAUUGAGGUAUAUAUAUGCAGCCAUUGUGAGCAUUUGUGUUGCAGUUUAAUUUUUUUGGUGCACCGUUGAGAUUUUGCAUUCAAACCUGACCGACCAUUAUGAUUCGAAGUGUCGCUGAUUGAUUAUCUCAGCCGGUCACGAAUGACUGCACGCAAAAAACCCCCAUGACAUUACAUUUGAGCAUUCAUUUAAAUUGGAUUAAUUCCUUCUCCUUGGACUUGAACAUUUCAUUUUACUUGGCAUGCGAUGAGCACUCGUUGCAAAUAAUUUAAGAAGUAGUUCCUUAACAUUUUUCAGGGCCAUUCUAUGAAUUUAACAUGGAAAUAUUGUCUCGUAACAAUGCCGAUACUAUCUGGCGGAGCCAGUGGUGGUGGGGGGGGGGUGUCGGAUCAUUGGGGUUUAUUAGUAAUUAAUCGGCAUUUUUCGCCCCCCCUCUGCCACUGUGUAGCAUAUUAUUACGUGCCAGGGACUCUACGAGAUGAUAGGAC